Molecule: messenger RNA, 744 nt
Organism: Vicia faba (fava bean)
Lineage: Eukaryota; Viridiplantae; Streptophyta; Magnoliopsida; Fabales; Fabaceae
Source: the annotation of a GenBank genome assembly
AUGGGAAACUGCUUGUUGGGUGCAAUGUCAGAUCCAAACACAUUGAUCAAAAUCAUAACAUCUGAUGGUAACAUCAUGGAGUUCUAUCCUCCAAUUACACCAAAUUUCAUCACACAUGAGUUUCAAGGCCAUGCCUUAUUCCCAACCAAUGACCACUUUUCUAAACCACUUUGCCAGUUCGAUGAGUUGGUGGCAGGACAGUCAUAUUAUUUACUACCGAUAAUGACUGUCCUGUCACCUAACACUUUGAGACCUAGCAUGUCCGUCGGUGAUAGCAUUAUUGUCCGACAAGGACAAGGACAAGGACAUGUUAGGUCUAUAAGUGUUCCUACAACACCUCAUCCUACUCCAUAUAGAAUGUCAUUGGAUUACCAAUACUAUCAAGGUGUAGGGUUGCUUCAAAAGGCUUCAACAGAAUCCUUCUCUUGUAGGACUAGUAGAAGCAGUGUUAAUAACAAAAGCAGUAUUAGUAAAAGAAGAAAGAGUGUUGGGGUUUGGAAAGUGAAGUUGGUGAUAACUCCUGAAAAGUUAUUGGAGAUUUUGUCACAAGAGUCUCAAACAAAAGACUUGAUUGAGAGUGUGAGGAUUGUAGCUAAAUGCGGUGUUGCUGCUGCUGCUGCAUCUGGUGGUGGUUGUGGAAUUUCGUCUACAACAAGAAGCUUUGUUUCUGAUCAAUGGAGUCUUUCUAGUAGUGGUAGGAGUACUGCGCCUUCUAAGAUUGAUGCUUUAGUUCUAAACACUUGA